AUGCUGCCCUGUUUCUUGUUCCUGCCCAAGCACAUCAGCACAUCGUUGGUGUUCCUGCGCAGUGCGCGCCACGGCUUCGCUUUCCUGCCGCGCUGGGUCCCCAGGCUGUCCUCGGACUACCCGCCCGCCGCCCCCAUUCGCCUGCUGGCCGCAGCCGCCUCUUCCUGGGGGCCGGCGGGGGCCGCCGGCGCCCCCUCCCGGGUGCGCCAGAACUUCCACCCGGACUCCGAGGCCGCCAUUAACCGCCAGAUCAACCUGGAGCUCUAUGCGUCCUACGUGUACUUGUCCAUGGCCUAUUACUUCUCCCGAGAUGACGUGGCCUUGCACAACUUUGCCAGAUAUUUCCUUCGACUGUCUCGCGAGGAGACCGAGCACGCGGAGAAGCUGAUGAGGCUGCAGAACCAGCGGGGAGGACUGAUCUGCCUGCAGGACAUCAAGAAACCGGAUCAGAACGACUGGAAGAGCGGGCUGAAUGCCAUGGAGUGUGCUCUGCUCUUGGAAAAGACUGUGAACCAGUCGUUGCUGGAAAUGCACACUCUGGCAUCAGACAAAGGUGACCCCCAUUUGUGCGAUUUCCUAGAAACCCACUAUCUGAAUGAGCAGGUGAAGUCUAUCAAAGAACUAGGUGACCACGUGAACAACUUGAUUAAGAUGGGGGCCCCUGAGUCUGGUCUGGCAGAGUACCUUUUUGACAAACAUACCCUUGGAAAUGAAAACAAUCACAACUAA
This is a messenger RNA of Rangifer tarandus platyrhynchus (Svalbard reindeer), 729 nucleotides long. The record is from the annotation of a GenBank genome assembly. Lineage: Eukaryota; Metazoa; Chordata; Mammalia; Artiodactyla; Cervidae.